Messenger RNA from Calliphora vicina (urban bluebottle blowfly), 939 nucleotides. RefSeq lists its product as uncharacterized. The record is from RefSeq and is a predicted model, not a curated record. Lineage: Eukaryota; Metazoa; Arthropoda; Insecta; Diptera; Calliphoridae. The transcript has a single exon. The coding region runs from base 47 to 826 and encodes 259 amino acids.
AGGACAAGUGUGUUUAUUGGCAACAGUUACAGAACAGUGCUUGAUCAUGAAAUUAUUUGUUUGUGUUUUAAUCGUUGCCAUCAUUAGUGUGAAUGCUGGAGGAGGUGGGCAUGGAGAAAGCCAUGCUGGUGCCAGCGUUGGUGUAGGUGCUCAUGCAGGUGGAGGCGCUCAUGGAGGUGGUCAUGGUGGUGCCGGAGGACAUAGUGGAGGUGUCGGUGGUGGUCAUGGGGGUCGUCAUGGGGGUGGUCAUGGAGGUGGUCAUGGUGGUGGUCAUGGAGGAGCUGGCCUUGGAGCAGGUGUCGGUGGCGCUCAUGGAGGUGGUCUUGGUGGCGGAGCUCAUGGUCAUGGUGGUGCCGGACUUGCUGGAGCUAUCGGUGGUGCUCAUGGUGGGGCUGGCUUAGGUGGUGGUGUUGGAGGUGGUCAUGGUGGGGCUGGUCUUGGUGGAGGUGCCGGUGGUGCUUAUGGUGGCGCUGGUUUAGAAGGUGGAGUUGGAGGUAGUCAUGGUGGGGCCGGUAUUGGUGGCGCUCAUGGAGGUGGUGUUGCUGGUGGAGCUCUUGGUCAUGAAGGGGCCGGUAUUGGUGGAGGUAUCGGUGGAGCUCAUGGUGGGGCUGGCUUAGGAGGUGGAGUUGGAGGUAGUCAUGGUGGCGCUGGCCUUGGUGCAGUUGUCGGUGGCGCUCAUGGCGGUGGUAUUGGUGGUGGCUUAGGUGGGGUAGCUCAUGGUGGAGCUGAUGCCUCUGCCACUGCUAAUGCAGCAGCUUCUGCCAUUGGCAGUGCAAAAGCAAGUGCUUCGGCAAAUGCUGCUGCCGGUGCUCAUGGUCAUUAUUAAUGUUAAAUAGUAAACAAACGAUAUUCAUUUGAAUAACUGCAUAAAAGCCACUUAAAAAAGUAUAUACAUAAAUAAAUAAAAUUCAAAUUAUUAUUUAAUUUGUGUUUUAUAAA